Patella vulgata (common limpet) is the source of this 1818-nucleotide messenger RNA. RefSeq names its product RYamide receptor-like. The record is from RefSeq and is a predicted model, not a curated record. Gene Ontology annotation, biological process: G protein-coupled receptor signaling pathway. The transcript has 3 exons. The coding region runs from base 654 to 1751 and encodes 365 amino acids. NCBI's taxonomy places the organism in Eukaryota, Metazoa, Mollusca, Gastropoda, Patellidae. Gene Ontology annotation, cellular component: membrane. Gene Ontology annotation, molecular function: neuropeptide receptor activity.
UUCUGAUAGACACGUUGUAUAACGGUUUACCUAUAUGAACCAGUCUCAUCAACUGACCGCAUUAUGUUUAUACAGUACUCAAUUGAACUGCGUGAACAACUGAACGAGUGACAAAAUUAUUUUAAUAAUUAAGGAAGAGAGGAUUAAACUAAUUAACGUAAACUCGAGAGAACUGUUGAUGUAGAAUUCACGCCUUGUUUAUAUAUGGUUCGCCAUUCAACUGUACUGGAACACGAAACGAGAGGUUUGCUGUCGUUUAUCAACGAGAUGCUUUAAAGCCUGAACAGAGAAAACUGUGGUGUCAUUGGUCAGGAAUAAUCCAUACAAUAGAAUUUAGCCUUAGAGCCAAUCAAUAAAAUUGAGGCUACUUAUAUGUAAAGACCACCUACGGUUUGAAGACAGCUGAUACUACACCAUUAGCUUUUAUAAUGACAAGAGUAUCCAGCUAAACUACCUAGCCACAUUGUUUCAUUGGACUUUAUAAAAGGUGUUUUUAUGGAACUUUAAUGGAAUUUUGGAAAGAUUUACAACUGCUAUAACUUUUAUAAGAGUAAUAACAUGUGAUUUACAAUAGAGGAAUAACUAUUUUACAUCGUUUUUUUGAUAUAAAAAUAAUAGCUAAAAUAUGUAUUAAACUUUAAUGGUUUUCAAUUAUGGAGUAUCAAUUUGAUGGAGAAAGGAAUAUGUCUGUCGAGGAGAAGAGGGAUGUGGAUAGUUCGGUUUCAGUGCCAUGGCAGGCCAUUAUCAUUACAGCAUAUACCACGGUUUCUAUUGUAUCCGUUUGCGGAAACAGUGCGGUUUGCUACUUGGUGUUGUCUCAGCGGCGUAUGAGGACCGUGACGAAUUAUUUUAUCUCUAGUUUGGCAGCCGGUGAUAUUCUUAUGGCCGUGGUUUGUAUACCAUUAACGUUUGUCGCUAAUGUUUUGUUGAAUUACUGGCCAUUUGGUGAAGCUUUGUGUCCUAUAAUUACGUAUUUACAAGUGGCUAUAGUGUUCCAGAAUGCUUACACACUCUUAGCCAUUAGCCUUGAGAGAUAUAUAGCUAUUUUACACCCAUACAGACCUCGAUUACCUAAACGAAAAUGUCUAAUGGUAAUUGUUUUUUGUUGGUUGUUAGCAUUCCUAACGCCACUUCCAACCGCCAUCACGUCAAAGACUGUCAAAUUUAUAGAAGGUAAUAGCACCAAAUGCUAUUGUUAUGAAGUUUGGCCAACUGAAUCUGGCCGUGUUGGAUAUAGCACCACUAUAAUGGUUCUACAGUAUUUCUUACCUUUAGGCGUGCUCAUUUACACCUAUGCUAGAAUAGUUCACGUGGUCUGGAUGAAGGACAUGGGAUACAGAGCACGUGGCGAAACGGAUGGAAGAGAGUUUGAUCCAAGACGAAAGGCGGUUUUGAUGAUGAUAGCUGUUGUUGGGAUUUAUGCUAUUUGUUGGCUGCCAUUACACGUAACAACAAUAGUUGGUGACGUGCACCCUAGUAUCUAUGACGUAGAUCACAUGCGCUAUGUUUGGGUUUUCGCCCACUGGCUGGCCAUGAGUAGUUGCUCUUACAAUCCAUUCGUUUACUGGUGGAUGAACUCGAGAUUUCGACAAGGUUUUAGAGGCAUAUUAACUUUUGUGAUACGAUGUGGUUCAAAGGAUGAUAAAAAUAUGUUUGGACCCGAUAAGUCAUUUACGGAAUUGAGUGCUAACACCAAACACGUAUCAGAAACAUGUGUCAGUUCGUUCAACCCAAAAGAAGAUUUUAUGUGAAUAGAGAAUAAUUGUUGUUAAAUUCCUUAGCUGAAUCUUUAAUUAUAUUAAUCAUAAUCAUUAACCU